This is a messenger RNA of Periophthalmus magnuspinnatus, 3801 nucleotides long. RefSeq names its product leucine rich repeat containing 4.1 (gene lrrc4.1). Gene Ontology annotation, biological process: excitatory synapse assembly; synaptic membrane adhesion; postsynaptic density protein 95 clustering. Gene Ontology annotation, molecular function: protein binding. Gene Ontology annotation, cellular component: plasma membrane; glutamatergic synapse; postsynaptic density membrane. Bases 865 to 3678 code for a protein of 937 amino acids. The transcript has a single exon. The record is from RefSeq and is a predicted model, not a curated record. Lineage: Eukaryota; Metazoa; Chordata; Actinopteri; Gobiiformes; Gobiidae.
CUGAAAUGUACUUGGGAUUUUUCAUUCACUAUUCUUUAAGCUGACCUCCCACCUACCUCUUUUGUCAUUUUUGCCUUUCUAUUUGGUGCACUAAAUUUUGUGCGCUUGUUUGUGUAGUCAUCUGUGCUAUGGAGACCUGUGUAAGGUGUCUAGCAGGGGGAUCAACUGUCGGAUUCCAAGGACAAGCCAGAGAAGAGGAGCCGACAGCAAAAAGUGAGCAUGGGAGCACUGCUGCUUUAGGAGCCUGACUGGAUUCCAAGCUUUUUCUAUUAAAGAGCAAGGAACAGGAAAAUAAACAUUCACAAAGGCCUUUCUAUUUGGAUAUGUGGAUUUACAAAAGGGCUCAUCGUGGUUAAGCUCUUUGGGAUUGAUACCUGUUUUAAAGAAAGCAGAAAGGUUUUCAUUGCUGCUCAUGGGAUAUAAAUACAUCUGUUCUGAACACCACAACUUUCUCAUUGCAAAAGGAGGAAAGCUAUAGAUCUCUGAACCUGUAUAUUUAACUUGAGGUAGGUGUCUAGAGUUUCCCAUCCUCUCUGCAUUUGUUAUAACAGAAAAUCCCAUUCAUGUAACAGUUAUGUGGAUUGAUUUAAAAUGUCAUUAACAUAUAUACAGAGGGCAACACAGUUUUGCCCUUCAACUUGUUCUUGUUUGAGCAUAUUUGAUAUGAAAAAUCACAGCAGUGACUAAUUGUGAAAAGGUCAUCUAGCCCAUUGGUAUACAAUUAAAAUCACUUUUUGGCUUUGCUUGGUGAUGUGAACCUUUUGGCUGAUUAUACAAGUGAGACCGUUUUAAGUCCAUAAAACAACAUCCCCACCACCCCCCAUCUCCCCCCCAGAUGAUGCUGAAUUAUGAACGUGCCACAUCAUGAGUCUCCUGGGGCGGGUAACUGUGCAUCGCGCCAGGAAAGCCGCCCUGCUCUGUGUAGUCUUCCUGAUGGCGCGAGCGUGGAGCAGCGCCUCCCUGGCCUUGGCGGGGGCGGCAGCGUCUCAAGGACCCCAAGGCUGCCCACCGCAAUGUUCCUGCAGUAAUCAGCAGGGGAAAGUGGUGUGCACCCGGCGCGGCCUCACCCGUGUGCCCCCUGGAAUACCUGCUAACACGCGACACCUCAAUCUAAUGGAAAACGCCAUCGAGGCGGUGCAGGCGGACUCUUUUCGUCACCUGCACCACCUUGAGGUGCUCCAGCUUGGGCGAAAUGCCAUACGGCAGAUUGAGGUGGGCGCGUUCAAUGGACUUACAAGCCUGAACACACUGGAGCUCUUUGACAACCGGCUAACAGUUGUGCCCAGUGGAGCCUUUGAAUACUUGUCAAAACUAAGAGAACUAUGGCUGAGGAAUAACCCAAUUGAGAGCAUCCCAUCCUAUGCCUUCAACCGGGUCCCUUCCCUUAUGCGACUGGAUCUGGGAGAGUUACGGAAACUGGAGUACAUCUCGGAGGGAGCCUUUGAGGGCCUACAAAAUCUCAAGUACCUCAAUCUGGGAAUGUGCAACAUUCGGGGGGAUUUGCCAAAUUUAAGUCCACUGAAAGGCCUGGAAGAGCUAGAGAUUUCUGAAAACCUUUUUCCGAAAAUAAAGCCAGGCUCCUUCAAAGGCCUACGUGCUCUUAAAAAGCUAUGGGUGAUGAACUCUCAAAUAACAAUAAUUGAGCGCAACGCCUUUGACGACCUUUCUUCAUUGGUAGAACUUAAUCUUGCCCAUAACAAUCUGAGCGCUGUGCCACAUGAUUUGUUUUCCCCGCUCAGGUUCUUGGUGGAGCUUCACCUUCACCACAAUCCAUGGAACUGUGGCUGUGAGGCUGUGUGGUUAGCACGGUGGCUAAGGGAGUAUAUACCAACAAACUCUACAUGUUGUGGACGCUGUCAUUCACCGGCUAGCAUGAGAGGGCGACAACUAGUUGAAGUUGAGAGGGGUGAAGGGGCAGCCACCCAAUGUUCUGCUCCAUUCAUUGCUGAUGCUCCAAGAGACUUUAACAUCUCAGCAGGAAGAGUAGCAGAGCUUCGUUGCCGUACAGCCCCAAUGUCCUCAGUGCGCUGGUUGUUACCCAAUGGGACAAUCCUUACGCAUGCCUCCAGCCACAUCAGAAUAUCAGUUCUUAACGAUGGAACCCUUAAUUUUUCAAAUGUCCUUGCUGCAGACACAGGCACUUAUACCUGCAUGGUGUCCAAUGCAGCAGGGAACUCUAAUGCCUCGGCCUACCUCAAUGUGAGUGCUGCUGAGCUGAAUACAUCUAAUUUGAGUUACUUUACCACAGUGACGGUUGAAGUAAUGGGACCAACCACAGAAAUGCCCAAACCUACAACCACCACAACAUCCUCUGGGGCUGGGGUAGCUGCUGGUGGAGGAACAACGACAACGACAACUGCUUCUCCCUCUGUAUUUCAGCCAGUCUUCAUUUCUACACCAACGGUUCUGCUGCAAAGUACCGAAAGCCCUCCAGGUGCAGCUAAGCCCUCUGUAGUUCCUGCAGUCCAAGGAGCCACUGGCAAACCAGGCAAGUCAGGCCCCAGCCUUGAUGAAGUGAUGAAGACAACCAAGAUUAUAAUAGGCUGCUUUGUGGCAGUGACACUACUGGCUGCUGUCAUGCUUAUUGCCUUCUACAAACUUAGAAAGCGCCACCAGCAGAGGAGCACUGUGGCAGCUGCUCGAACUGUGGAGAUAAUUCAGGUUGAUGAGGAGGACCUUCCACCACCAGCUUCUGCAGCACAAGAGACCGCACUAACGUUGCCUGAAAUCCGGGACCAUAACAGCAUACACAAACUGGAUUUUAUCAGCCACAAGACUGACUACAGUUUCCACAAGCCCAAGGUGGAAUACAAACCACAGCCUGAUUUCACUCUUCACAAGCCAAAGGCUGAAUAUACAACAUAUAAGCCAAAUGUAGACUACAGUAGCCACAAGACCAUGCCAGAAUACAGUACCCACAAAUCUACACCAGACUUCAGCCUUCAUAGACCAAAGCCUGAGUUCAGCCCAUUUUCACAGGAGUACAAGUCUAAAGUGGAAUACAGUCCUUUUAAAGCGGACUUUGGAACUCAUCCUAAAGCUAAAUCGGACUUUAGCCCUUUUAAACCAGAUUACAGCACCCAUCCCAGGCAGAAAUCAGAAUUCAGUCCAUUCAAGAGAGAUUAUAAUACCCAGCCAAAACCCAAACAUGACUAUAGCCCCCUGAAAUCUGACUACAACACACAGCCCAAAAUCAGUGCCCAUUAUAGCCCUUUCAAGCCCUCCUUUGGCACUCACCCAAGGCCUAAGCCUGAAUAUAGCCCUUUUAAAGCAGACUACAGCACUCAACCUAAAAUGAAAACAGACUUUAAUGCCCAGAGAUCUAAAACCGACAAUACCUACAAACCCAAGGACCCUUAUACCCCCCAUAAGACACUGACUGAUUACAGUCCUUACAAAGUUGAUUACUGCGCCUUCAAGUCUGACUUUAGUCCCCAGACCCAGAGAUCUAAACCGGAUUACAGUCCGCACAAAAUGGACUACAGCCCUCAUAAAGUGGACUACAGUACCCUAAAACCCAAAUAUAAUACUUACAAACCAAGUGGACAAGGAGCUAAAUGGACAGAUAACAAUGUUGGCAACUCAUUGCCCCGAACCUUGCCCAGCGCCAUCACAGCAAUGGCGGAGCCCUUUGUCAUAAAAACUCAUAAGGAGAAAGUACAAGAGACUCAGAUUUAAGGGCCGACCCGUUGUAUCCCUGACCCCAAUCUCAUUUUGUCUUUUUUUCCUUUUCAUAGAAUCACGCAAUAGAAUGCACAAUGAAGGAAAUGACAACUUUUUUGUACAAAGUGCAAUGUGAAA